CCUCCGAGCAAGAUGUCUCUCAUGAACACAUUGUCUCUUACUUUAGCUAUUCUGUUGGGUCUUGCAUUGGUUGAUGCAAAUUAUUUUGAUGAUUCUGGGAGCCAAGAAACUAGCGUAGAUUAUGAAGAAAAUACAUUUUCAGCAGAAAAGAGCAAUAUCAUUGGGCAAGACGAUCAUAACGAUGAACUAUUGCAUUCUAUCAGUUUUGAUAAGGCUAUUGUAGCAUUCCUAAAAUUUUGCAUAACCGUGAUGCAAGAAAGUAGUACCAAAUAUGAAAUUCACAAGGAUAUAAAGUACAAAAGAUGCCACAGAGAAGAAAAUUCAUUGAUUUGCAUUGCACUGAAUUACUAUGACCUUGAAAAAUAUAUGAAUUACCGUUACUAUGCAGGUUCCAAUAAGCGAAGUAAAUAUGGAUAUGACAUGUAUGAAGAUGAAAAUUUGCUAGUGGAGCAGCAUCUGAAUAAUGAUGAAGAAUUUAAUUCACUGGAAGAAGAAGAAUUAAUUUCUGCUCUAAAAUCAAAUUUGCUAAAAGAGAAAGAUUUGGAUCUGAAUUCAGAAUUAGGUUUUCCAGAAGAUCAAGAAAUCCCUCUCAAUGCAGCUUUAGAUUUACUAGAAGAAGUCACUCAAGAUACAGAAAUAGAUUUACGAGAAGAGCAGGAUUUGGCUCCUAUUCCAGAAUUAGAUUUGCCAGAGGAGCAGGAACUGAAUUCUAAUCCGGAAUUAGAUUUGCCAGAGGAGCAGGAACUGAAUUCUAAUCCGGAAUUAGAUUUGCCAGAGGAGCAGGAACUGAAUUCUAAUCCGGAAUUAGAUUUGCCAGAGGAGCAGGAACUGAAUUCUAAUCCAGAAUUAGAUUUGCCAGAGGAGCAGGAACUGAAUUCUAAUCCGGAAUUAGAUUUGCCAGAGGAGCAGGAACUGAAUUCUAAUCCGGAAUUAGAUUUGCCAGAGGAGCAGGAACGGAAUUCUAAUCCGGAAUUAGAUUUGCCAGAGGAGCAGGAACUGAAUUCUAAUCCGGAAUUAGAUUUGCCAGAGGAGCAGGAACUGAAUUCUAAUCCAGAAUUAGAUUUGCCAGAGGAGCAGGAACUGAAUUCUAAUCCGGAAUUAGAUUUGACAGAGGAGAAGGAAUUGAAUUCUGGAACGGAUUUAGAUUUGACUAAGGAGCAAGAAUUGGCUUCCAAUACAGAAGCAGAUUUGCUAAAGGAGCAAGAAUUAAUUUCUGAUAAAGAAUUAGAUUUGCCAGAGGGGCAUGAAUUGGCUGCUGAAACAGAAUGUAAUGUUCUACAGGAACAAGAAAAAAUUCCUGAUCCAGAAUCAAGUACACCAGAGGAGCAAAAAGUAACUGCUGAUCCAGAAUCAAAUACACCAGAGGAGCAAGAAGUAACUCCUGAUCCAGAAUCAAAUUUACCAAAGGAGCAAGAAGUAACUGCUGAUCCAGAAUCAAGUACACCAGAGGAGCAAGACGUAACUCCUGAUCCAGAAUCAAAAACAUUAAAGGAGCAAGAAGUAACUCCUGAUCUAGAAGCAAAUACACCAGAGGAAGAAGAAAUGCCUCCCGAUGAAGAAUGCAUUACACCAGAGUAGCAAGAAUUGUCUCUUGAAUCAUAAUUAAGUGUGCUGUAAAGUCAAUAAUUUUACUUAAGCAUUGAUUAAAGACUUAUCAUAGAUAUAAUAGCAAAACAAUGCUUGAUGCAUGAAAUUCACCCUACUAGGAGCUUUGCCUAAAGGCCAUGAAAUAUUUAUCAAAUAAUACUAAACAAUAAAAUAAUUUCUUAUGGCUUAAGAUUAGUAAUAGCAUACUGAGAGCACAAAGAAAGAGAGUUUAGACAAUGCUGGUGGCAGGUACGUGAUAUAAAGCAAUAAUACAAUGUAGUUCAUUAGCAUUAGAGACAAUAAACACUAAACACUGAGAAAUAUA
This is a messenger RNA of Pelobates fuscus (common spadefoot toad), 1912 nucleotides long. Its product is annotated as involucrin-like. Lineage: Eukaryota; Metazoa; Chordata; Amphibia; Anura; Pelobatidae. The record is from RefSeq and is a predicted model, not a curated record. The coding region runs from base 13 to 1578 and encodes 521 amino acids. The transcript has 3 exons.